Molecule: messenger RNA, 6763 nt
Organism: Colletotrichum scovillei
Lineage: Eukaryota; Fungi; Ascomycota; Sordariomycetes; Glomerellales; Glomerellaceae
Exons: 4
Coding region: 309-6392 (2027 amino acids)
Source: RefSeq, a predicted model, not a curated record
CUCCACUCUGGUGCGUCCCCGAAAGAGUAUCGAGAGAACAGCCGCCUCUGCUCGUCCUACCGCGCGCCCUCACACAUCUCCGUCCUGUCAUCCUUCAUACUAUCUAUCUGCCACUUCGUGUGUACAUCGUGGGGCAUCUUUCCUGUCAUGUUUGUCUUUGUUUGAUCGUGGAAUGCUACCAUAGUACGAGGCAUUCUCACAAUGAUUCGUUUCCUUCACUAAGACCUUUUUUCUUUCCUUCAACAUCCCCCCAUUGACUGGGUUUUUUCGAUUCUCCUCCCGGCCGGCCCGCGGCCCCGACAAACGAAAUGUUCAUUCCAGGAAUUGUUCAGGCCUUGGUCUCGGCCCUUACCUUUGGAAUCGUCAUCCAAGCCGCGACGCCCGCCGUCUUUCCUUUAGCAAAGGGCCAUGGCUCAAAGAUCUUUCGGGACGGCCUGAGGCUGGUCCUCAUCACAUUCCUUGUAUCAUCCGCCCUGUGGGCUCAAAUAGACUUCACCGGCAUCACCCUCGACCCAACCUCGACUGCCGGAUGUCAAGUCGCCGUAAUUUUUACUACAAUCUUCGAUCAACUCGCCCGAUUCGCCAUCGAGCAGUUCUUGCUAUGGGCUAUCAAUGCGAACGCGAGAGCGCCGGCGAGCGCGAUGGUCUACCAGGCGGUCCUCGGCGUGCGAUUUAUUCUAGGCGCCGUAUUUGUUGGGUUUCAGAAGGCUCAGAUUGCCACCGUCUGCGUUGCCAGGAAUGAUCUCCUGGCUAUAGGUGCUGUUGUCAUGGUCACAGACUUUGCCGUGAUUGCUGCGCUCGCCUUCAGAGCCAACUCGAUUGGCAUCACGAGUGUGCCAGUGAAGAAGGCCAUCUUCUGGGUCAUUGGCGCCCUCGCUCUCUGGACGGCGACAAGUAUUCCAAUGCUUCUGGGCAUAGACACUAUUGAGCUGAUCUUCAGAACUGCUCUUCCCGCCACUGGCCUGUCAAUUCUUCUCAGCGUCCUUACAGGCUCUCUGGGAGUCUUGCUACCCCCUCGCCAAAAGCAAGAAGUCCAUCCGGAUGCCCAGUCCCCGCGAAACAUCAGUUCCAGCAGAGACCUCUCAACUUCAGACACUGACUACCCGCCGUCGCGAUACGAGGACCUCAAAGGAGGCACGAUUACUACUGUCACGACUUUCAACCAACCUGUAGACUUUGGUGGAGGUGUCGGCGGCGGCGCUCUGCCCACCAUGCCUAGCAUCGCUCCGGGUCAGGCAUCUACCGGUGUAGGCGGUGUUCCCGUGCAGGGCCAGCUCUUCCCACCGAUUCGGGCCCAGACGGCACCUCCCAGGCAAAGCAGGAGCAUGGACGCGAGACCCAACAUCAUGAAGGGUCGGAGUAUCUUCGACAAAAUUGGACCGGGCUCGAACAUCAAGAAUGCUAUAUCCAAUCCGAUCCUCCAGGACAGCGGAGAGCAGAACCCCCUGAGCAAGAUCGCCACUAUCGAUCUCGCCACGGCUGCAAAGAACGACAGGGAGAAGAGAGGCAACGACUUUACUUCGAUGCAAAGGAACUCGAGCUUCAACGCGCAGCGCCCAGCCCCCAAGCCCCCAGCGAUUACUCCGGAAGAGGCUCUCAAACGUGCGCAGAGUGGAAAGAGGAAGGAAGUUGGACUGAAGUCGCCUCCUGCGGAACCGCAACAACUCCGAUCGGUUGGGCUCAUGUCAAAUCCUCCCGCAACGACUUCGUCCGCCCAGCUGUCCCCCGGCGUGGAGGAAAUCAGACGCAGAUCCCCCAGACAAAUGCCAGAGACCCUCCAGCAGCUCGAGAACGAAAAGAGACCGGUCACGCCCCCGCAGACCGCACCUGUGAGCAGCAUCUCUCCGCCUCGCCCACAACGCCCGCAAAGACCUCUGAGCCCCUUUGAGACGAUGGACAGAUCAGCCAGCCAGCGUACUGUGGAAAGGACUAUGAGCCAGAAGACGGAAAAGACCCUCGAUCGUUCCGUGAGCCAGAAAUCCUCUACUGCGACCGAAUUCACAGUUGCAUCACCGCCCCUUGGUCUCGUACCUCCGCCUCCACCCAAGAGCGCCGCUCGUUUGAUGUCACCUACCAAAAAGCCGGACCUACCACCAACCUGGCCCAUUCAGACCGCUGUUGACCCGACAAUCCGCCCCUCCAGGCAAAAGCCUCUUUCGCCCAAGACACCUGGUGGCAGCAGUUUACAGCGACGCCCGACAGGUGGCCUGCCAUCAAACCCGAGAGCGAUGGCCAUGAGGCCUUUGCCCAAGGACGCAGUUCAACAGGAGCAGACUGUCAUGUUCGUGAACAAGAUCCAGUACAACGACCCGACGGCAGUGCAAAGCAUCAUUGAGGGAGCCUCAAACCAGGCCGCCAAGACGCCUCAUACGCAGUCUCCUGGGCCAGGGCUCAAGUCAUCAGGGUCCGUCGUUCAUAGACCUCGCCCGAUUCCGAGACAGCAGGGCAAGGACCGUCAAAUCUUCCCAGCAGAGAACUCUCCUAACCACAGGCGGAGCAAGUCAGGGGGUUCCAUCAUGAGCAGGAAAUCAAUUCUCUUAUCGAACCCUGGCAGCCCAACUCAACUGCCACCCCUGCCACCACCACCGAAGAGCGCUGGUAACCAUCCUGUACGCGCACUGCCAAAUGACACCAAGAGCAUGACUUUCGAUGAGAAGAUGGAUCUUUUCUUCCCGGGAGCUCUUGGCAACUCUGAGACGGGCGUCCAGCCCAGAACCCCAGUUCCCGAGAUGCCCAUGGUUCCUUUGGCCUUCAAGCCUGCGAGCAACUCGGGAGGUGACGAAAGAGAUGCAUGGGAAUCAGGAAGCAGUCGGGAUCAGUCCAAGCAGUCCGAUCGCUCGACCAAGACGUCCAUUCGGACCCAGAGUAUUCUUGAUAUCGAAGAGUCAGUUCGGCCAGAUCUGCCUCGCAAUACCUCCAAAUUCAGCGUUGAUACCUCCGUUAUUACUGGAAGACCUGAUGAGCACGACUCUUGGAUUCCUGCGUUACCUGUCAACGACACCGCGGAGAUCAAGCGAGCAUACGAUGGAGCAAAGCGCCAGUCAUCACCUGUGCUUCCGGUUCGCAACCUUAGUCUCUCUGAGUUCAGCGAGACGAGGACGGUCAGGACUCGCGAUGAAGAGACCACGACAAAUUGGGGAUCCAUUCACUCACCUGUCGCGCCGGUGAACAUCCAAGAGGCUACGCACAUGCCGAAGCCAACUUGGAUCCAGCCUCGCGACUUGUCCAUGAUCAGCCACAACGACGGCAAGGAAGUCAUGACAAUCAUGCUCGAUGCAUCUAUUGAGCACGAGAGAGACGUGGAAGCCCCGCAAGAGGCUCGCGAAAGCCCCGUUGACCUUCCAGAGGUGAGCCUCGCAAACAGAGGUGCUCGCUGGCACCGGCGCAUCGGCGACGAGAGCAUCACAUUCACUGAGCGCAAGGAGCCGGUGCAGUCGCGCAGACAGCCGCCUCCGAGAGCUCUUCAGCUCAGAUCUCCCGUCAAGAAGAACACGAUCGUGAUGCACGCCGCAGAGCCUUCUCCAUUGGAGUCGCCGCAGCAUGCCUACGAAAUGAUUCAAGCGCAACUCAAGAAGCUGGAACAGCCGAACCGCGACUCGUACGAAAGCCAAGGACAGAGAAUUCGUCUUCUGGAAUCUUUGGAGGCUGAAAUGGGCCAGCAAGAAAACCAAUGGCACGAGAUGCAGCAUGGUCUCAGCCGGGACUCCAUGUCGACAGUUGGGACGACGUCGGUCCGCAACUCGCAACACGAAUCUGCAAUUGUCAACUCGCGAAGCCUUGCCCAGAUUGACGAGUCGCUUCAAGAGAUUCCCCAGCGUAACAACAUUGCGUUAGACCGGCGCAAUUCCCGUCGCGCUCGGAUGGGCAGCAUGAGCAAGUCGUCGUCUGAAGAUCUGAGGACGCUAAGCGCGUCUUCCCUCUCUUCUGACGGCACCAACAACAACCGCACCAGUCUCUGGCAACAGCGACUUGCGGAUGCUCAGAUGGAGUAUAUGGAGAACGCUUCCGAGCUAUUGGCAAAGAGAAACCUCAAUUUCUUGUCUGUCUCAAAAGCGCCCUUGAGUGCGACUGCUGCAGCGUUGCAGCUUGGCAGUCCUACCCCACCGGACACCGACGAGGAGUCCGACGGCGCUGACGGUGUCAACGCUCAGAUACUCGCGAGGCUCAUGCCGAACGAGCGAGCUCCCGCACCCCCAGAAUGUCUGUGGAAACCCGACUCGCCAGUUUAUUUUGAGCGCGAACCACCGCUGCUUUGGGCUCCUCCCGCAAACCAUGGCGUCGCGUCUAAAGUUACUUCCCCCAAUGGCGACACCUUACCUGGUAUCUCCGUUCGCCCUGCGACACGCAAGGUCUCCGAUCCCCUAAAUAUCGUGAGCUCGCAACUUUGGCAGCCCGAUCACACUGCUGCUAAGAAGCUACGGCCCACCUCCGGACUUUGGCGUGUCUCUUGGAGUCCUGAGCCCAUCAAGGAUAACUUCCAACCGCCCCAGCGUCCCCUGACCCAACGUCCACCAAGACGUAGCAAGCGUGUCACACUGUUACCCGAUAUUCUUGAGAGCCCGCAACCCCUUCCUGAUAAGAGAGGUACGCUCGGUAUCUUCCAGUUCCCCUGGGGCGAGAAGUCGGACACCGCCACCGUCCAACCGCGUGGGCCAAGUCAUAUGUUUAUGGCUAUGCCCGGUACUAUGUCAACUGGUGGACCUGCAGUACGUGCCGCAUUAGAAGCUCGCGCAAAGCAACUCGAAGCUCAAGAAUACUCCUCUUCCUUCUUUGACGACUACGACGACGAGGAAGAAGGUGACGACGAAGUGUCUGAUAUUGAAGACGACGAAGACAGUGACGACGGCUUCGACGAGACCACCCUCUGGGAAAUCGCCAGUCUCCUCCAGUCGGAUCAGGUCCCAUCCAAGAACAGUCUGCUUCCCCAGCCUAUCACAUACCGCCCAGAGUCCUUUGCCGAGGAGUACAUCUCUGAGCGCUCUCAGUCAGAGUACGAAGACUCCGAGGACGAGAAGACAGCUGAGGACAACGACGACCCCAAGCACGACUCAAUGGUCAUCACCAUCGCCGCCGAGGACUUUGCCUCCUCGCCGGAACCCGUCUCCCUUCUCUGGACCCCUAAGCCAAAGCAGUUCAUCAGCCGUCGCACCUCAACAGGUCUUCCGCAACCCGAUGCCCGUGUAUGGGGAAGCUACCUCGACAAGAUGAGCGCCCCUGCCCGCGUCCGCGAGCGUCUCCCAGAGCCUGCCGUCAUCCACAGCACUUCUCUCUGGACCGCGCCCGCGAAGAAGCAAAAGCUGGCCCAGUCCAACACUCCCCUCUGGAGCAAGCCGCAGCAGCAGCAGCGCAAGAGCAAGAAGACGUCCAUGUGGGCUGCCAGACCCGCCGUCGUCUACACCGAGUCUAUCGGCCUGUUCAACCCUAGCCACAAGCGCGCGUGUUUCAGAACAACCUCUGCUCUCCCCGUCGGCCUCGGCAUGCCCUCCGCCGCCCGCGUGACGUCCGAGGAGCUGCCCCAGCUCGAGUCGUUCAGCCUCUGGGCCCCUACACCCGCAGAGACUCGCGUCGAAGACUGGAUGUCCCUCGCCGUCGCAAGACCUAGCUCCCGCGCCUCGUCUGGCCGCUCCACGCCAUCCUUGGACACCGCAUCAACACGAUCCGACGAUGAGGAAGCCGUGUCCGACUUUGAGCCGCUCCCGGAGGUCCCCGCCGUCAAGCAAUCGACGUGGUGGGAUUCCCUCAAGUCCCAAAUGUCCGCUCAAUCGCCCGCCACCCAGCCUGAGCCCCUUCGCCGCACAACAGCGACGGCGGCGCAAUGGGAAGCCGCCCUGUACGAGGCCAUCGGCGCGAUUCCUGCGCCGCGUCUCGUCCGCAAGGCCUCCACGCCGUCAGAGUGGGCAGAGGCUCUCAACCGGGCCGUCAUCUCAUCCUCCUUCAACGCAGCGACAUCGCACCCGGCCCUCGCAGGCUCCGUGACGACGACAACAGUCUGCGACCCCGCCGUCGCAAACCCAAUCUUCUUUGCCUCGGUUCCUUCUCCCGUCGUACCCCUCUGGACCGCCCCCGUUGUCACGAUCCCCAAAGACACGGGUAUCAUGUGGAUCCCUCCCACUAAGCCCCGCCGCCACGCGCACGACACGACGCCCAUGAAGCCCGAGGACCCUGAAUCCCGCCGCCUGCGCAUCAAGCGCACCAAGAAGAUGGGGGGUACCAGCACCGACCCGUCCACGUUUGGCCUCGUCAGCUUUGACGGCCAAGCCAUGUGGAACGACGUCUAUGGCGCCGAGCUCAGAAGCAGGAGCGUCACGCCUCUGGGUGGUAACCGGUACUGGAUCGCGGAGGACGCGGCUCAGGAGUCUGUGGAGGAGGAGCUGAUUAUCCAGUUUGGCUGAGAAAAUUGUCGUGUUUGGACAUAGAUUGGAAAAAGUAUAUCCAGAACGAGGAAAGAACAGGAUCUGAGAUUUGUGGUCUCAGGGAAAGGAAAUCGGUGACACGAUGUACGAAGAAAUUAGUGGUCCUUUUUACAUAGCGUUUUUUUUGGUUUCCGCGAGGUUGUGGGAAAUUCCCUUCUUUUCUCUAAAAGGACUUUCGCAGUCACACCCACACACUCAAACAGUGUUUCUCUUUUUUAUCUUGUCUAGUAGCUACAAAAGCUUCAGGUAUUCCCACAUUGGUUCUCAGGAUUAAUAAUGUGUGCGUUUGUCUGUGUUUGUAUGUCUUCUGAUUAACACAUCGUGGUAAUACGUUCCCCCCUUAUAUCCCG